AAGUUACUCCCUUCCCUCUCGACCUCUCUCGAGGACAUCUUUACCCACUGGGAAAAAACUCCCUCAAAUUCCAGGAGAAGAAAAGUGAGUGAUGAGGAGUCAGCCGUCCCAGAAAAGAUCAGAGUUCCUGAUCCCGUGAGCAGCUCUGAAAGCUCAGAGAAAGAAGAGGAUGAGAAAGAGAAGGCGAAAGCUGCAAACGCGACCAGCCUUUCCCUGGCCACAAACUCAGGAGUGAAUGUAGAAAGCAGUGAAGAUGAUGACUCCUCAUCAGAAGAGGAGACACCGGCUGGAAAAGGCGCAAUUACGGUGACACCAGCUGUGGUGAGUGGCAAAGCUGCCAACUCCCUGCAUUCUCCCACCAAACCUGCUGGCCCAGCAGGCAAAGCAGCAGUGCUCUCUGCUGCGAACAGAACUGUGAUCUCAAAUAAGCAGCAGCCCAAUGCACCAGCUGCAUCUGCAUCUCCAGCCAAGGCUGGGCAGAGACUACCCAGUCCUGGGAAGCCUGGACAUGCUGCAACAGCCGUGGCCAAAGUAGGUCAAAGCAAAGCACCAGUAACGACCAAAGCACCAGAAAGCUCCAGCAGCAGCAGCUCGUCAUCGGAGAGCGAGGAGGAAAAAGAGACGCCGACUGUGAAGGCCUCAGCCCCCAAAGUGGAGCUGAAGCAGGCAGCUGGGGCUGCUGAGAGCAGCAGUGAGGAAUCAAGUGAUGAGACAUCCUCCGAGGAGGAGCUUGCAGCUCCAACGGUUCAGGCAAAACCAGCUGUGAAGACAGCGCAAGUUAAUGCAGCACCUGUGAAAAGUGCGCCUGCUGCUCCAGUGUCCUCCAAGAAGAACACAGUGAGGCAAACGGCUGUGGCACCAAACCAUGCCAAACCCGCAUCCACGACGGUUCCUGGGGCUGCAAAGCCUGAUGACACAUCAGAGAGCAGCGACUCAUCAGACAGUGAAGAUGAGGAACCUCCAUCAGUAACCCAAACAAAGCCACCUCUGAAAUCCUCCCAGACCAUCCCAUCCCCAGUGAAACCUACACCAGCAGCAUCACUUUCCGGCAAAGCAGCUCCAGCAAAAACGCUUCCACUGUCCCAAGGGAAGCCAGCACCAAAACCAGCCGUGCCAAAGCAGGCCAAAACCACACCGGGAAGGACUGCUGCUCCCACAAAGCCUGCUGAAAGUAAGAAGCCAGUAGAGAGCUCUGACUCUUCAGGCAGUGAAGAGGAGGAUCUCCCUGUGCCUGUCAGCCAGAAGAGGUUAGCAGAACAGCCUGGGCCUGUUCCCAACCUGAGCCAGGCUGCUAAAGCUGGGCCGCCUGACAAAGCAGUGGGAAGCACCUUGAAAAGCCAGGCCUCGCAAAGCGGGAGCAGUGACUCAUCUGACAGUGAAGAGGAGUCCCCUGCGGCACAGACACAGCCACCGCAAGCCGUCUCUUAUGGUUUUCCUGCAGUGAAAACCAAUGCUGUGCCUCAGCCAACAACUGUGAAGAAGGCACCGGCUCCGGCAGCAGCACCAGCCCCUCCCCCUGUGGACAGCAGUGAUGAUUCCAGCGAGGAGUCAGAUUCAGAAGAAGAAAUAGUCCCUCCAUCUCAGGCCCCCCCUCCUCCUGGCCUAAAGCAAACGGUUCCUGUUGGAAAAGCUCCCCCAGCCAACACUGCUGCCCCACAGGCUGCUUCGCUCCUGGGAAGUCCCACCGCCACGUCAAGGAAGCCAGGCCUGCAGCCAGCGCAGGGUGCCCGGCUGAGCGGGGCCGCACCACCCACCCGGGCAGAGGCGACCUCAGACAGCAGCAGUUCCUCAGACAGCGACGAGGAGGAGACGUCCAAGCAACCCCCCAAACCUGGCUCACUGCAGAAACCAGGAGGGACCCAGCCAGCCCACAGCUCCUCAGAGUCCAGUGAGGAGGAAGAGGAGGAGGCAGCGUCACAGUCCCUCCUCACAGGCUAUCUGGGCCUCCCCAGAACCCCAGCAGCACCCCAGGCACCAAAGACAGUUCCCCCUCAGCCUGCAGACAAAGUGGGGCAAGGGAAAGCAGCCGUGACUGCUGCCAACUCCCUCGCCAAGGCCUCUGCAAAGGCAGCCCCAGCCAACAGCUCCAGCAGCGACAGCAGUGACUCCGACACAGACGUCGACCAGGUGGCUGCCAACCACAAAGCAGAAAAUAACCGCCCUCCAGGGCAGGAAGCCACAGGAGCCUCCAACAAAGAGAAGGUGGCAGGAAAAAUGGAUCCACAUCAUGCCAGCCUCAAACCUUCCCCAGUCAAGAAGGCCCUGGCCAUGAAAGAGAACGAUGUUGGGGCAAAAGGGGCACAAGCAACCCCAGCAUCAUGUGCACCGUUCUCCAUUCCACAGUCAGAGGAGUCAAGCUCAGGUAGUGAAACUGAGGUCACUGCUGCCAAAGUUCCUGAAGUGCAAACACCAGAAGGUUUAGAAGUGAAGAAGAAGAAGAAAAAGGAGAAGAAAGAAAAGAAGGAAAAGAAGAAACCUUCCUCCACGGCAGACAAGGCUGUGAAAACACCUAAGAGCAAAGACAAAGAGAACAAGAAGCAGAAAACAUCUCAGAAGCGGAAACUGCCAGGAGAGGAUGGGGCUGUUGGGCAGCCCAAGGAGAAGAAGCGGAAAGGGCAAGCUAAUGAAGAAGUAUCCAAAAAGAAAAAGAAGAAAGCAACUGGUGACCUGGAGAAGCUGCCAGGUGGCAAGGAGAGGAAAAAAUCAGCUAAAAAAAAAAAGACUGGAAAAGAAAAGAAGAAGAGUAAAAAGGUGUCUUCAGAAGGGGAGCCAGCAGCAGAUGGCUCUGCUGAGGUUCACAAGAAGAAGAAGAAGAAGAAGAAAACAGCUGAGCCUGAAGCAUCGUGAGAAGGUACAUGGCCUGUUGGGACUAUCAGUUGGUACCUCUGAACGGCGGUAACCUUGGCCAAAUUCAGUACUCCUGGGCCAGUCUUGGGAAGACAAUGUGCCCUCUAAACAUCCACUGAGUCAGCCUGGCCUUAGCUUAGAGGGCCAGGGAGUGGAGCGGUGUAAGGAAAGUCCUAACAGCAGUGUGCUGGCUUCUCUGGAUGUGUUUUGACCUCAACUCUUUAGCUGCUGAGAACUGGAUGUCCAGCCUGGAUGUUGCCGUCCUCUGUCAUCAGCAGAGAUAAGCAGCCUCUGGCAGUGUUGGUCUGUCCCUGCUGACCACAGGGAUCUCGGAAAAGUAAUGUGGAUUAGAUGGUGAUGAUGUAGCCACCUGGAAGUGGACCAGAUGACUCUGCCCUUGCUCUGCUCAGCUGUAAGGCUGUUCCCCCCCUCCCCAUCCCUAACUCUUAACUCCUCUCCCCAAAGGUACCGCAUCCCUGUGAUUAAGGAUUUAUGGGUGAAGAUCAAACAGAAGAGAGGAAAAGGAAGGUCAUCAGGAGAAUUCCAACUUUUUUUUUUUUUAAAUAAUUUAUAACUUCUUUUAACUGUGACUUUUAGAGCAGAGCAGCAUAACUUUCUGCCUCCUCCUGCCCUGCUGGGGCCCAGAGACAUG
Tauraco erythrolophus (red-crested turaco) is the source of this 3499-nucleotide messenger RNA. The record is from RefSeq and is a predicted model, not a curated record. Lineage: Eukaryota; Metazoa; Chordata; Aves; Musophagiformes; Musophagidae.